AGUCUUAUCUUUCCGUUGACAACUGAUUAUGUUGUUAUUGUUGGGCCUUUCCCACACGUUCAUAUGAUUUAAUUGAGAAAUUUGGUUUUCCGUAUUUUAUUUACCAGUAAACGAAGGGUAAAGGGGGUAUCUAGCAGUCGAUGCGACCAUCAUGCCGGACCCGAAAAAUGCGCCAGCGGCCUCCGAGCCCCCACCACCCCCGAUCACAUUCAAGAACCCGAGACGAACAGCGGCCCAGAAAUCAAUAAGCUUAGGAAGGGCAAGAGGUGUUUCCCCUCCAGGGGGUCACUCUGCGGCCCGGAGGAACUCGUCGGGGGAAAGUAACGAAACUGGUCAGAGUGCGAAGAACUGGUUCGAGGCAUCUAACAAAAAUGCGAUGGACAACACGGAUAUGAGGGCAAUGGACCUCGAUCCACCCUUCUACCAAAAAGAGACGGAAUCGUCUAAUGAAGAGGUAGCAGCGAAAUACGGAAUAUCGUCGCAAAGCCCAGCAUACGAAUUUAUACAGAGCCGCGUUCCAGGUGUUCGCGUCGGGUUAGAUUCCUCCAACGAUGAAUUCAGAUCCGUAAUCGACGACUUGACCGUCGAGAACAAACGUCUAAAAGAAGAAUUAAGGAAGUAUAAACAGAUGGGACCCGACUCCAUGCGCAAAGAGAAAUUGUUUGAAGUCAAGGUUCACGGUCUGUCUAGCAGGAGGAAGCGAGAGUUGGAAGCAACUCUUCGAGAUUUCACGACGAGUCUAGACAGCUCAAGCCCCGGCGGCUCUUCAAGCCGAAAGAAGACCUCUAGUAAGGCCAAGAAUAUUCACUCGUCUAAACAUGCAUCCUCAUCAUCGGGAUCCAACUCAAGGCCGGUCGACUCGGCAUAUGCAUCCAUGUCGACAGGCCCAAGCUCCUCUGUACCGUCGCUACCUGGUCAAGCUAAAGCUGCGCGCCAACGGUCUGAGCAGAAAAUUGAGAACUAUUUACGAGAUAUUCCCGAGGGUCUAUGGCCACGCCCUACAGUUAUGACAGAGAAGGAUAAGAAGAAACUCGUAGUCAAGAGGCUUGAGCAUCUAUUCACAGGUAAAAUGGGUGAUCCAGUUGAGCACAUUCCAUUACCUCUAGUCCCCGAGCCUAUCGUCGAGGAUGUUCAAAUGGAGAACACGGACGAGAAAACUGUACCUACCAAUGAGAUUCGAGAGGCUCAAAUCCGACCGCGAAAUUUAAGACGCAAAGAUAGUAGCUCACGCGACAAUGGAUCUGCAUCGAAUUCACACUCGCAGUCGAAUUCCCAUUCGAAUGGCGAUCAGACAGAUUCAAGGGACCACGGUAAUGGGGGUGGCAGUGGUAGUGGUAGCGGACACGUGGGGGCGGGUGGAAAUGGCAACAAUACUUCACCGCAACAAACAGCAAUGCCACCGCCCGAACAGCGUCCAACAAGGCCACGCGACUUGGACCCUGACCGCAGACAGGUACCAUCAGAGAACAUGGACUAUAUACGUCAUCUGGGACUGGUCGCACCGGAAUCUCAGAAACAGUUCUCUGCAAGGGAUGUGUCGCCAGAUGCGGAAGGUUGGGUGUAUCUCAAUCUGCUGUGCAAUUUGGCACAGCUGCAUAUACUCAAUGUGACGCCGGCCUUCAUUCGCAACGCGGUGUCAGAGAGAAGCAUGAAAUUCCAGCUGUCGCCAGAUGGACGCAAGAUCCGUUGGCGCGGUGGGGUCGAAGGUACUAAGUUUAGCAGCGACAGCGGUAGCUACUCGCAGCGCAACCAAUCAAGUGACGACACGGACGGAUCGAACGAUCAGGAGCAGAGGAAAAAACAAAAAACGCAGGCGUCUGGAAAUGAUGUCAUAGCGCACAAGCCUUCGAAAUUUGGUCUCGGCGUGCAGGACUCGAAUUCAUCCGAGAAUUUCCACUACAAACCUUUGUUUGUGCACCACCAAACAUCAUCAUCCGACGAACAGCCGUCAGGCGGGGACGAAACGGGUUCGUCAUACGGCCCGCCAGAAGAGAGCAAUUUGGGGAUGAAUUCCCGUUGGGGUCAAAGUGGUGUAUCGGGGGUGUCACAGCGUAAGCGCCGUCGCGACGGUGCAAUCAUCUAUUACAGCGGGGCACCCUUCUGCACGGACCUUUCGGGAGAUUUUGGCGAGGGGGAAAUCUCUCCCGCCACGUACGAUAUGACCUCAUCGGGUAACCAGGGGGGUCAGGGCCCCAUCAGCCUCGGCAAUACCCGCCCCCAAUUCAGCCGCUCUACGUCAGGAUCGUCACUCCCUUUCAGACCCCUGAGCAGCACUAGGGAAUCCCACGAUGCCCGUAAUUCGCGAAUGGAUCUCGAUGAAGAUGAUGCCGACGUCGAUCCUCCAGAUUUGACUUCCGGUGAGACGGACGAUGACAUAGACGCCGACUUCUCCUGGUCAAAUAGCAAUCAACACACUUCUUUAUUGAACCUCGAAGCAAGCGGCCUUGGAGGCGUAUAUCCCGAAGAUCACUUCGUCUUUGUUGUGUCAACAAGGCGGCCGAAGUGUGUACCUUAUAAUGACAACAGUGGCUCUGAAGAUGACGAAGAUGACGAUGAUGACGACAAUGAAGAAAUCCCGACAACGCGACCGAAGCUUAUCGACCACCCAAGUCAAGAGACCACAGACUCUAGAAUCACUACCGACUCUAUUAUUCAGAAGUUAGCUUCCAUGUCAACUCGGUCGCCAGUACCGAGUCAGAUUACCGAUAUUAGCGCACAUCCAAUUCAGAUCGAAUACCUAGCGGGGAGGAUUCGUCGACUACCUCCUGUACCUCUACCUCCACCUACCUUCUAUUUCACCGCUGGCGAUUCGGACCUCGAGGAUGACGAUGAGACCCCGGAUGACGACUCUUCGGAGAGCUUGAUGAGCCGGCGAGCUAUUGUUGAGGACGAUCCAAGCUCGGAUGUUGAUUUGUCUGGAAAUGAUGAAGAAGACGAACAUUCCGACGAUGGUCAUCCCUACGAUGCCAGCGGCAGCAUAUCUCCCGAAAACGUCGAUGAGCUUCCCGAUGUAAGUGAGCUUCGACGGGGCCGUCGCGGGGGAGCCUCCGAAAUAUCUAGGAUGACUACAGGAAGUUCCGCAGCUACUGCCGGCGGUGCUCCUAGUGGUUACAAUAGUAGCAUCGAGGAAGAUUGAUGAAAUUAUGACCCCUUGAUUUAACGAGCGAGUUUAUCGGAACUUUAUCACCAAUUACGGCAAUUGUUUUAUUUAUCUACCUACCCUACCCAUCCACUUGUAUCCACCUACUUGAAACCUACCUGACGAAAGGAAGUGUGUUAUGAUAGACUUGUUUUUUUUUUUUUUU
This is a messenger RNA of Hypoxylon trugodes, 3305 nucleotides long. Its product is annotated as frequency clock protein. The record is from RefSeq and is a predicted model, not a curated record. Gene Ontology annotation, cellular component: cytoplasm; nucleus. The transcript has a single exon. NCBI's taxonomy places the organism in Eukaryota, Fungi, Ascomycota, Sordariomycetes, Xylariales, Hypoxylaceae. Gene Ontology annotation, biological process: circadian rhythm; regulation of DNA-templated transcription. Bases 152 to 3136 code for a protein of 994 amino acids.